Molecule: messenger RNA, 4004 nt
Organism: Drosophila virilis
Lineage: Eukaryota; Metazoa; Arthropoda; Insecta; Diptera; Drosophilidae
Gene: Crtc
Product: CREB-regulated transcription coactivator
Biological process (GO): positive regulation of transcription by RNA polymerase II; protein homotetramerization
Cellular component (GO): nucleus; cytoplasm
Molecular function (GO): cAMP response element binding protein binding
Source: RefSeq, a predicted model, not a curated record
GAGCGCAAAAAAAAAAAAAAAAAAAACGUCGUAGUUGUGCGUUAAAACAAUAAACGCGAGCAAAGCGCGCGCGUGUUUGCAUGUGUGUGUGUGUGUGUGUGUGUGCGCGUGCGUGUGUGUAAGUGAGCAAACAACAACAAUAACUUAUAGAAGAAGAAGCAGCAGCAGCAGCACAAAAAUCUUUUGCGCGCGGCCAUUAACAAAUUCCCAACUGGCGCGAACAACAACAACAACAGCAGCAGCGCUCAAAACUGAAAUUAGAAAUCAAUUUUCGUAUUAAAAAAGAAACAAGCAGAACGCAAAAUAAAAUCUGGUUUUAUCAGUCGCCAUACAACAAAAUAAAAAAUAAAUAAAAAAAAAACGGCUGACAAGUUUUUAGCGCGUACGCGGUAAAGAAGAAGACGCAGUAAAAAAGAACCAAAAACAACAACAACAACAACAAGAAAAGCCACAUACGAGCGAGCUCAGAACAAACAAAACAACAAAACGAAAAGCUUGACAGCAGCUGGGCGCUAACAAGUCGUAAAGCAACAACAAGAAAGAAAAAAAAGCGCCAAAAAAUAGAUGUAUAUAUGCACGUGCAUAUAGUAUAUAUAUAUAUAUAUUUAGCCAUAACAGAGCCAACAUAAUUUAAUGCACAUCUAAAACAUACUUGUUUUAAUUAAGUAACAACAAAACCCAACGACAACGCGAAAUUAUUCAACUUUUGUUUUUGCACAGCCAGUCCGGCCAAUUAGAGGAGUUGCCAGUUAGUUGGCAAAGAGAGCGAGAGCGCGAGAGAGCGCCAAAUAUAAAAGAGGAGGAAGAAGAAGUGCGAGGAAGAGCGUGCGAGCAGCUCGCUUGAGCGCGAGCGAGAACAACUGAUUUUUUGUUGUCAUAGCGCGCGCUUGACAAACUGAUUAGGAUACGCACACAGAGGACUGCAGCCAUGGCCAAUCCGCGCAAGUUCAGCGAGAAGAUUGCGCUGCAGAAGCAGAAGCAGGCGGAGGGCACAGCCGAGUUCGAGCGCAUCAUGAAGGAGGUGUAUGCCACCAAAAUGGACGAGACGCAGGCGAAUCAAAAAAUAUUGGAUAUUGCCGCGCCAGCUGCGGCUGCGGGUGCGGGCGUGGGCGUGGGCGUGGGCGCGGGCAAUGGCACGGGUGGCGGCAGCGGCAAUGGCAGCGGUGCCAGCGGGGGCGCCUCGCCGGACGGACUGGGCGGUGGUGGAGGCGGGGGCGGAGGUGGUUCACCUACAGCGUAUCGUGAGUCGCGCGGACGCAGCAUGGGCGGCGGACCCUUGCGACGGCAAUCGGAGCGCAAACAGGAUCGUUCGCCCUACGGCAGCGGCUCAACGGGCGCCGGCGGUCUGAUCAAUGCGAUGGGCCUGCCCAACAGCAGCAGCACAAGUGGCACCAGCAGCAAUAACAACAACAACAACAACAACAACAAUAACAAUGGCACACAACAGAACCUGUACUUGAGUCCGCCAAUGGACACAAAUUGGCGCCGUUCCAACUCGGACUCGGCGCUGCACCAGAGCGCGGUGGCCGCGGAAGGUGGCUUUGCCACAGACAUGAACUCGCUGCACGCCAACUAUCCACAACUGCAACAGCAGCAGCAACAGCAGCAGCAGCAACAGUCGCCGCACAGUCAACGAUCUCACUCGCCGCAUCAGAUUGGACGCAGCUUUAGUCCGCAGGCGCAAAGGAGAAAGUCGCCGCUGCUGCCGCAUCAGCUGCAGCUGCAGCAGCUGCAACAGCAUCAGCACAACAUGCAGCAGCAGCUGCACAUACACCAACAGCAACAGCCACAAGCACAACAACAGCAGCAGCAGCAGCAGCAGCUACAACAGCAGCAGCAACAGCAACAGCAGCUGCAUCCGUCGCAGCAGCAGCAACAACAACCAACGCCAUACAACAAUGCCAAAUUCGUGAACUCUUUCUUCAGGCCGCUGCAGGAUCAGGCCAGCUAUGCCAAUACCGGCUCCCUGCCCAAUCUCACCGCACUGCAGCACUAUGCAACACCCCAACAGCAGCAGCAGCAACAGUCACAGCAGCAACAGCAGCAGCAGCAACAGUUGCUGCAACAGACGCUGUCGCCGGUCAUGUCGCCGCACAAUCAACGACGCGACCGGGAUCAGUCGCCCAGUCCGUUUAGUCCGGGCGGCGGCGGUGGUCCGCCAUCGCCAUAUCAUCAGCAACAGCACUCGCCAACGUCCGCCGGCGCCGGCAGCACGCCAGUCCAGCCGCCGAGCAGCUCGCCGCACCUAUCGUUCAGUCCGCUGCCAACGUUGGGCGCCAACAAUGGCAGCAGCUCCGCGUCAAUUGUGUCCGGCAAUCUGACCGAUUAUCGCCAGCCAGCCAAUCCGUCUAGUCCGCGCUCCUCGCCCGGCCUGCUCAGCAGCGUCUCCGGCAGCGAACUGCACACCAGCGCACCGGCCAGUCCCAUCCGCAUCCAGCAGCAACAGCAGCAAACGCCGCAGCAGCAGCAGCAACUAUCGGGCGCCUUUGACGCCGCCUACAACAGUCUGAAUCCCUCGUUUCACAAUCACUUUGAGAACUUUUCGCUGGGCGACAGCAACUCGUCGCCGGAGCAGCAGAGUUUUGCCAACAACUUUGUCGCGCUCGACUUUGAUGAUAUGGCGGCGCCCAACGGCAGUAAUGGGCCCUAUCAUAAUCAGGAACAAGCACAAAACAAGCUCUUGGACUUUAGCGAGCUGAGCGCCAGUCCCGAGGCCAGCGCCAACAACAACAACCUUAGACGCAUCAACAACCAACAACAGCAGCAACAACAGCAGCAACAGCAACAACAGCGGCAACAACUGCUCAACAACAACAGCAAUGGUGGGGGCACGGCAGCAACGCACAAUGGCGGACCCAGCCUGAACGGGCCGGAGAGUCAACAUCAGCAGCACCACAACAAUAAUAGCAGCAAUGGCGGGGGCGUGGCUGAGACGCUGGUCGCCUCGCCGGUGCCCUCGCCGCUAGGCUGCCCCAGCUCGCCGCUGCCCAUACCCAUGUCGGCGCAGGCAUCGCCACAGCAGCACCAGCAGCAGCAGCAGCAACAGCAGUUGUCGCUAUCGCUGCACCACUCGCCGCACCACUCACCGAUGCACUCGCCGCACCACUCGAACUCGCCGCUGUCGAGCAGCUCGCCCGUGACCAAUGCCUGCAACUCCAAUAUGAUCAUGAAUCAUCAUCAGCCUCAAACGCACCAUCAUCAUCAGCCUCAACACCACCAACAACAGCAGCAGCAGCAGCAGCACCACCAACAGCAGCACCAUCAGUCGCAUAACCACACGCCCACCACAGCCAAUAUACCCGCUAUUAUAUUUAGCGAUUAUUCGUCGAAUACGGACUUUAAUCGGGAGAUUUUCGAUACGCUCGAUCUGGACUUGGGGCAAAUGGAUGUGGCGGGACUGCAGAUGCUGUCGGAUCAGAGCCCGAUCAUGAUUGCCGAUCCGAGCAUCGAGGAUAGCUUUCGACGCGACCUCAACUGAUACUAUGAGGAGGCUGUUGCGGCCAUCGAGAGCGGCGUGCUGCUCGAGGACACCUACGAGGCGCUGCUGGAUGCCGGCAUUGCCAUGCCACUGCCGUCCUCCAGUUCCGCCGGCAGUUGCCCGGAUGUCCAGCAGCAGGCGGCGGCAGCAGCCGCAGCAGCAGCAGCAGCAGCUAGCGACAAGGACAAGAAGGACUUGGAGGUGGUUGAGCUACUUGUGCCGGGUGUCAUAGAUGAUCUUGUCGACUCCGCCGACUUGGAUGAGGAGGUACGCAAGUUUUUCUUCUAAGUCAAGCCAAGCUAUCGAUGACGAUACACACACACACACCAACAGACACAAACACACACACACAUCGUAGAUGUAAGCUUUGUUAUGCCCAUACUAGUCCUUGUACUCUCGUCCCUGCAAUCGUUGUCCUGCUCAUCCUCAUCCCCAGCUCCCCAAUCCCUGUCAUUCGUUGUGCUUUGUCUAGCUAGCUUGUAAAACUUAGCCGUUAAGUCUACUUGAGAGUCAAACCACAAAAAAA